GUAUUUCUAACAGACACACGUUGGGUUGUUGUUGGACUCACAAAGCUGCUCUGUCCCGUGUUGUCUUGUUGUGAAAUGCACCUAGCAAGCAGCAGCUAGCGAGCUACCAAGCUAGCUGAGGCUAGCCAGCUUGCUAGCUCAUAGCUAAUUUCAAGUUAGCUUGUCAUGAAGGCUAGGUGGCAUUGUGUGUGGUUGGCUGGGCUGGCAGGCUUGUGUUUGUGCUCUUACUGGGUCUCUGUGGGGCUGUAUUGAUAAAUGCAAGCUAAUAACUAGGGAGCCUGCUUGCACAGCUACUGCAUCUGAAAUACUGUGUGGAGGUGCCAUGCAGAAGAGUGCUCAGCCCCCAUGAACAACUUGAAUGACCCACCCAGAUGGAACAUACAGCCAGAGCCCAGAGGAGGGGAGGCGGGGCCCGGUGAUGGGAACCAAUGGAACUACGCCUUGCUGGUCCCCAUGCUGGGACUGGCUGCUUUCCGUUGGAUUUGGACCAGAGAGUCUCAGAGGGAGAUUCAGAAGGCCAAGGCCCAGUAUGAAAAGGACGUGUCCGCAGUUAGAAGUGACAUGGAGGCACGGUACCGAGACACGCUGACAGAAAGGCGCAGGACAGCGGCGAUGCUGGAGCUGGAGCUGGAGAAGGAGAGGCAGAGGGUCAAAGGCUACAAGCAGGCCCUGGUCUCACAGAGCCAGCAGCUGAUGAUGGAGAGGAAACAGCUACAGCAGGAGCGUGAAGCCUUGGAGGAAGAGAGGCGAAGGCAGGUGGAGUCUGGUGCCACAGCGACUGUACUGCAGCAUGCCCUGGAACAAGAGAAGGACUGGCACCAGCGAGCUACAGCCACUCUGAAGGAGCUAGAGCAUCAGCUGGUGGAGCGACAAAACGUCUACUGCUCCGUCCUCCAGCCUCGAGAGCAACGGCUGGAGAUGGAGAAGAACAUGCUGCUUAAGGUUGUCAAAGAACCCAUCGGGGGCGACCUGGAUCUAGAGACAGACCUGAAGGAUAUUUUUAAGAAUGACAGGCAUUGCGCAGACCUACUAAAUAUGGAUAAGAGGAAGAACGGCAGCCUCAUGUGGCUGUAUCUCAAAUACUGGCAGCUGCAGGUCACUGUGCAGAAACACAAGAGAGCUGAGGAAGCCAUUCUAGCAGGGAAAAUGAAGUCUCACACUAAGUGACCUUAGACGAAGACAAAGCUGGUAUUUUUCAUUGACUUUAUCAUAUAUUGAAAAGAUCUAGAUCAGGGAUGGGAAUAGUGUGUUUUAAGUGGCAAAUGGCAAGCCUCUCAUGGAGAUUUUACAGAGGAGCCAGCCAGAUAAUCUCACUUGGAUAUUGCUCAACAUCCCCGAUUUAUGCCAUAUAAUGUUAAAAAGGGAUAAGGAAAGUUUUGUCAGAUUUUGAACGUGCUGAAAUACAAAUACUUUAAUUAAGCCCAAAAGUGGGCUUUUUAGUGUAUAAACAUCAAAUUAACUAUGUGAACUAAUGAUAAGGAAUGCAUAAAGGAUAAUUCAGGUCAUAUCUGUAUUGGAUAUGCAACUAUGGAUGCUCAACUAAAUAUGGAUGUUUGUUUUUUUUGUUCGAUUGGUUAUUUGUUUAUUUUUUCAUCCUGCAUCUUAGGAUUUUUUUUUUUAGGAAUUAUAUGUCAGUUACACUCCAUAUUCAGUGAGUGCCAUGAAUUACUAGGUACCUCUCUCUGGUGCUGUAGUUAUGAAAUUGUUUUACUGAGUGCUCCCAGUAAAUUGAUGUUGCACUUCUCUGUCUUGCAAUACACUGUGGCUAAAAUAGUAUAACUUACGGUGAAAACAUGUAAAAAUCUGUAGUUUUGAGCAAAUCAGCAAUGAAACAAGAGUAUGUCUUCAAGAGCAUCAACACUACAGUUGGAAAAAUCACUGAGGUCUUUGAUAUCCUUGAUAUGUGUUAAUACUUGGCUUCAAUGUACUGAUAGAAUAUUGUGGGGAUGUAUUGUGAUGUUUGUGUGACCCUUUCUGUUUUUGCCAACCCUUCUGUUCAUUAUGUGGACUGGCCUUCCAUUCAUGGUGUCUUUCCUUACAGUCUGGUGUAUUGCCACUUAAGAUGUAUGACAACAAGCCAAUACAGUGGUGCAUCCGAGUCAGAUCACUUGUUUUACCUCACUUGUCUUUUAACAUUGUUCGAUCCUCAGUUGUUUAGCAAGUAAUGCAUGAUUAAAGGAGCUUCACUAGCAUGAGGGAAACACAGGAAUAUUCCAUAGCUGCUGCAUGUGAGUGGACCUGAAUCUGAAUUAAGGGCAUACAGCAGCUCUCCAUAUUACAACCUCCUACCACAUCACCGUACUUACCAGUUUAAAUAAGACUCCUUAAUUAGCACAGCUUUACACCUCUAGUAAGAGGCUUAACUAAACUCAUAGUAUUUUUAUUAGGGUGCCAGGCUUUGCUGAAAUGAGGUUAUGUUUUUAUUUUGAUCGUACUUUAAUGUACAAAUGAAAGAUGGAAUGCCAUAAUUUGAGAUGACACACGACAGACUCUGUACGAGACCGUUCUGUGCAAUCCUCUUAAUAAAUUUCUGGUGUGGGCACUUGA
Messenger RNA from Myripristis murdjan (pinecone soldierfish), 2547 nucleotides. RefSeq names its product coiled-coil domain-containing protein 127. The record is from RefSeq and is a predicted model, not a curated record. The transcript has 4 exons. The coding region runs from base 346 to 1167 and encodes 273 amino acids. NCBI's taxonomy places the organism in Eukaryota, Metazoa, Chordata, Actinopteri, Holocentriformes, Holocentridae.